AUGGAUUUCCCCCUCUUUGGCGAAUUGCCUCCAGAAAUUCGAGCUGAGAUCUGGAAGCUGUCACUUCCUGAAGUCGAGUCAGAAGUUUGCAUCGUUCCGUCGACAUGCGACACACCACAGUCGUUGCUGGUGUACACUGCCUUUCCGGUGCUGAUGCAUGUUUGCCGCGAGUCUCGCCAAUUCGUCCAGAACUCUAGACUGAGUGGAAUUCAUCUUAUGCGUCCGCGCUCGGCCAUUGACACGACUGAUUUUCCUGUGCCGUUUCGAUCUUAUCAGCCGGAAUUGGAUACCCUGUUCUGCCAGAACCAAGGUCCGGCAUCUUUGGAAGACAUUGCCAGUGAAGACGCUUUCGAACACGUCAUUCAAGAGACAAGGCAUCUGGCUAUCCCAGGCGAGAAAGAAUUCUUGGAUCUGGUAGCCUGGGUACUCACAUUCUACUUUCCGAAACUGGAGACUCUGUCAGUGGUUGUCGGAGACAUCUCAAAUGGCUCUUGCUUUGGCUCCUACCUCAAUGCACCAAAGACACGCUGCAAGCUGCGCCGGAUAUCUGCGGCAGAUACACAGAUAUGCAACAUCGAUGUAAGAGAUCUUGACGGAACCGAAACCUUGGACCCGUCGCACCUGUCGAGAUGCAUGACGGAGUACACACAAGAGCUCGAAAAGAUCAUCGAGGAGUGUUUCAACGACAUGGACAGAACGUUACGAAGAGCUCAUCGCUGGUGGAAUCGUGAAUUGAAGACUUUCAAGAGAGUCCAAUAUUUGACCCAGACUUUUGUUCAGUACGAAGCAGGAAGUACAUUCCGGUUGGAAACCACAUUCUCGUAG
Colletotrichum paranaense is the source of this 825-nucleotide messenger RNA. RefSeq lists its product as uncharacterized. Bases 1 to 825 code for a protein of 274 amino acids. The transcript has a single exon. The record is from RefSeq and is a predicted model, not a curated record. NCBI's taxonomy places the organism in Eukaryota, Fungi, Ascomycota, Sordariomycetes, Glomerellales, Glomerellaceae.